CAAAAGUGUGAUCAAAAGUGUGACGCUUUGAUCUGCCAGAAUUUUGACAUCGAGAACUGUCAAAAUCAAACAGCUGCUGGUUGAUGUUCCCCGUAUUGUAUAAUAUUUACAAGUUGAAAUCCUCUUUCGACAACGAAUAAUGGACAACGUAAUUCUGCAGAAUGUUGAGCAUAAGCAUGCCAGCACGAACACAAAAUACCAUUGCCUCUACGACUACUAUUUCCUUGGGAUAAAUCGGACCCAGCUUGCGGUUAUCUACCGAAAGAGCAAAUCGACCAUCGGAAGUUGGAUUGAAUCCUACGAAGCAAACGGUUUACUGUCAUCUAAGCAGCGGGAACAAGUAUUCCGGAAGUUCAGCGCGAAACAUAGACAAUGGAUCGUGGCUUUAUACCAAGAAAAGCCAGUUCUUUACCUUGAGGAAUGCAGAGACUUCUUCUACCAGCAGUUCCGGAUUGAAAUCAGUGGAUCCAGCAUUUGCAGAAUUUUGCAUGCCGAAGGACUUUCGUGGCAAGCGCUAGAACGUAGGGCCAUUCAAAUUAAAGAGCAUGAAAUUCUUCGUUUCUGCUCAGAAAUGAGCUUGUUCGACUGGGACCUUUAUCAUCUUGUGUUUCUUGAUGAAGUGUCGAUAGAUAGCAAGGGUAUUUUGAGAAACACGGGCUAUGGACCAAAGGGAAAACGGCUAGUGUAUCGUGGAGAAUUUGUGCGUCGCCCUAGAGCGUCAUACUUAUGUUUCCUGGGUAUGAACGGUGUCUUAGAUACAUUCGAAACUGAGGGAACUUUCACCAGGCAAAUAUACUUUGAUUGCUGUCGCGAAUUUGCUUUAAAGAAUGAAAAAGUACAGCGAUAUCCAGGGUACAAUUCGGUGUGGAUUAUGGACGGGGCACGGAUCCACUGUGACCCCAAUAUAAUUCUUUAUCUCCGCUCAAUAGGAAUUCUUCCAGUGUUUUUGCCACCGUAUUGCCCAUUCUUCAAUCCCGUGGAAUUGGUAUUUGGAAUGACAAAAUCGCGAAUUAGAAAAGCUUACGUUGAAAAUAAGAACGAAAAACUUUCUUUAUUAGCUCUUGAAACAUUCAUGGCUCUCGAAAAGUACAAUUGCAGUAACAUUUAUAAACAUUGUGGCUAUUUACCAGGCGGUGUCUUCGAUCCAUCGAUUGGAAUGACCCAAAAUGAGAAUCAGGUUCGUAACGAAUAA
This is a messenger RNA of Armigeres subalbatus, 1192 nucleotides long. RefSeq lists its product as uncharacterized. The coding region runs from base 140 to 1192 and encodes 350 amino acids. NCBI's taxonomy places the organism in Eukaryota, Metazoa, Arthropoda, Insecta, Diptera, Culicidae. The transcript is spliced from 2 exons. Gene Ontology annotation, molecular function: nucleic acid binding. The record is from RefSeq and is a predicted model, not a curated record.